This is a messenger RNA of Epinephelus moara (kelp grouper), 2104 nucleotides long. It is a transcript of the gene trnau1apb, whose product is annotated as tRNA selenocysteine 1 associated protein 1b. The record is from RefSeq and is a predicted model, not a curated record. Gene Ontology annotation, molecular function: RNA binding. Lineage: Eukaryota; Metazoa; Chordata; Actinopteri; Perciformes; Serranidae. The transcript has 9 exons. The coding region runs from base 142 to 1152 and encodes 336 amino acids.
AGUGUCACAGUUUGAGACGGAAGCGGAAGCACGUACCGAUGUGUUUAGCAUAACGUGUGGAGAAGUUUUAACGUUGUAAAUUUUCCUAACUCUUAACACCAGCGAACCCCUCUGUUGUUUUAUCUCUGGUCCAGAUUCAAGAUGUUUAACAGACAGACGAGCCUGUGGAUGGGUGAUUUGGACCCAUACAUGGAUGAGAACUUCAUCAAGCAGGCAUUUAGUGCUAUGGGAGAAUCACCGUUUGGAGUCAAGAUCAUCACUCACAGGAUAACAGGUGGUUCAGCAGGAUACUGCUUUGUGGAGCUGGCAGAUGAAGCGAGUGUCGACCGCUGUGUCCAAAGACUGAAUGGAAAACUGGUUCCUGGAUCAAACCCGCCCCGGAAGUUUAAGCUAAACUAUGCCACCUACGGCAAACGGCCAGAGGCAGGGCCGGAGUUCUCAGUGUUUGUGGGCGACUUGGCUUCUGAGGUGGAUGACUUCCAACUACACCAAGUUUUUAAGAAGUAUCUUUCCUGCAAGGGAGCCAAAGUUGUCACUGACCAGUAUGGAUACUCCAGAGGUUACGGCUUUGUCAAGUUUGGGGAAGAGAGCGAGCAGAAGAAAGCGAUUGAAGAGUGCCAGGGUACGAUGCUGGGGGGAAAGCCGCUCAGACUCAGUGUUGCUGUAGCAAAGAGUCAGAAGAUGAGCAGCUACCACGGCGGCCAAGGCCAGAAUUACCAUAGCAACUACAACCAAACCCAGUCCGGUUACUAUGGCAACCAUGGCAACGGGGGUCAGGGUUACUACUCUCAGUGGGGUGGUUACGACCAGUACAGUGGCUACAACAGCAGCUAUAACACCGGCUAUAACACCGGCUACAACACUGGCUACAAUUAUAACUAUGGACCCUAUGGAUACCCACCACCUGGCCACAUGAUGCCACCACCUCCCAUGGGGAUGCCACCCACUGACAUGUCAGGAGCUGUAGAGCAGAGCCAUGAGGAGGGUGGAGAUAUGGAGGAAGAUAAUGCAGAAGAGCCCAUCCCUGAAUGUGACGUGGAGCAGUGGAACAAAGAUUUUAUGCAACGCAGCGAGGAGCUGUAUGACGCCAUGAUGAGCUGUCACUGGGAGCCCCUGGAUUCUGUUAACUCCCCCAUCCCCUCCCUCUCUUGAUAAUUCCUCUUCUGAUCCCUUCCUAAACCUUAAAUACUUUGAUUUUGUACUUCCCGUAACCUGCCAUGAUCUAACACCACACUGACACCUUAAAAAGGCCAGCUUCAGUUCACUGUCUCAGUACUUCUCUAAACCCAAGUACUUGUUCCCUUUUUAAAGUACACACAAACAAUUCACUUUUAAUGUUUACCAAGAUGGUAAUGUUGAAAAUGGUGUUUAAUAAUCAGAGACUUUACUGUUUAGUGCAAACUGUUCUGUAUGAACUCCAGUAUAAAUCAGAGCUACAAGCUUUGGGAGGAAGAGCUGAAGUAGCCUUUUCUGCUGUUGACUGGCACACAGUAGAUGUAGCAUUGGAAACUGAAUGUCAUGCGUCAAUAUUUUCCCAUUUAAUGAUAUCACUAAGGAACAAACUCCUCUGCCACUUUUGUUGAUCCAUGCUGAAAUGGUGACACCAGCAAAGGCUAACUUUACUCAUUGGGUAUGGCCCUGACUUUUAAAGAAGAGAUCGUCCUCUCACUACAGAAGUUCAAACUAUGCCUUAAAUGAUGGUCAUUAUGAUAAUUUAGUAUUUGCAGGAUAUCAGUCUGUCUUGUCUUCAUUUUUUAAUUAAUGAAGGAAUUUUCCUCAGUUUUUUUUAGUUUUUCUGAAGUAAAAGAUGUAAAAGUAUGGACGGAUGUUGACACUGAGUUCACCUAACAGUAAUAAGUCACGAAGGUAGUUUAUUCCUGUUUUCCAGACAAGAAGCUAGAUGUCUGUCAGUGUAAUAGAUGGGUGGUACAACCUCUUAAUGCUUUUGAACGCUGUGAAACUGUGUAAUGGUUCAGUGAGGUUCAGCUGACUUGCUGUAUCAGAUGUCGACACAGCAUUUAUUUUCUGCUGUUUGAUGGCUGAGGUUUUGUAUAUAUUUUCUUUGUGGAGACGUUUUAUCAAUAAAACAAAUUUAGGAGAAAAA